This is a messenger RNA of Colius striatus (speckled mousebird), 4401 nucleotides long. It is a transcript of the gene PCMTD2, whose product is annotated as protein-L-isoaspartate (D-aspartate) O-methyltransferase domain containing 2. Gene Ontology annotation, cellular component: cytoplasm. NCBI's taxonomy places the organism in Eukaryota, Metazoa, Chordata, Aves, Coliiformes, Coliidae. The coding region runs from base 389 to 1477 and encodes 362 amino acids. The record is from RefSeq and is a predicted model, not a curated record. Gene Ontology annotation, biological process: protein modification process. The transcript has 7 exons. Gene Ontology annotation, molecular function: protein-L-isoaspartate (D-aspartate) O-methyltransferase activity.
GGGAGGGCGACGAGACCGUGUCCGCUGAGGUGCGGUCGGUCCCGGUUCGACCCGACCUGAGCCGCGGCUGCUCAGGCCGCUGCCCGCCCUCAGCGCGGCCCUGCCUCCGGCACCGGGGCGCUCUCUUCUCAAGGCCUCUGCACCGCCUCAGCAGCGGUACGGGCAUGGCUGGAGGCGGCGGGGCUGUGUGGAAACCCGCGGGGAGGGACAUAACAGCAGCGCGCUUCCCCAGAGCGACCUCCCACUCACAUCCUCGUCAGUUGCCUCGGCGCCAGGCUGAUAACGCGAGUAGUGGUUGAGGCCAUGAGGGUGCUGCUGGUGAUAUUUUUCUGGUGCUUGUGGUCCUUACAGUGCCUAAAGGUUUGGUGCUCCUUGAAAGCUGUUGAAGAUGGGAGGUGCAGUGAGCGCAGGAGAAGAUAAUGAUGAAUUAAUUGAUAACCUGAAGGAGGCCCAAUACAUCCGGACAGAGCUGGUGGAGCAGGCAUUCCGAGCCAUUGACAGAGCAGAUUACUACCUGGAGGAGUUCAAAGACAAUGCCUACAAAGACUUGGCUUGGAAGCAUGGAAAUAUUCAUCUCUCAGCACCGUGCAUUUACUCUGAGGUGAUGGAAGCUUUGGAUCUGCAGCCAGGGCUGUCGUUUUUGAAUCUUGGCAGUGGCACUGGUUAUCUGAGUUCUAUGGUUGGACUCAUCUUGGGUCCCUUUGGUGUUAACCACGGUGUGGAGCUUCACUCCGAUGUGAUCGAAUACGCGAAGCAGAAAUUGGACUUCUUCAUUAAAACAAGUGACAGCUUUGACAAGUUUGAGUUCUGUGAGCCCUCCUUUGUUACCGGCAAUUGCUUAGAGAUUUCCCCAGACUGUACUCAGUAUGACCGUGUUUACUGUGGUGCUGGAGUGCAGAAAGAACAUGAAGACUACAUGAAGAACUUGUUGAAAGUUGGAGGGAUUCUUGUCAUGCCCCUAGAAGAGAAGUUGACUAAGAUAACUCGUACUGGUCCUUCUGCCUGGGAGACCAAGAAGAUUCUUGCUGUUUCUUUUGCUCCACUGAUUCAGCCUAACCACGCAGACUCGGGGAAGUCACGGCUCGUUCACUUGCCCCCCGUGGCGGUUCGCAGCCUCCAGGAUCUGGCUCGGAUCGCCAUCCGAGGGACCAUCAAAAGACUCAUCCAGCAGGAGGCGCUGAGCAGAGGCGGGAGCGGGCUGAAGAACCCGCCGAGGUUCAAGCGGAGACGCCUGCGGCGCCGGCGCAUGGAAACCAUCGUCUUCCUGGACAAAGAGGUUUUCGCCAGCCGCAUCUCCAACCCCUCCGACGAUAACAACAACAGCGAGGACGUGGAGGAUGAGAGGAGAGAAGAGGAAGAAAGUAAACCCUCUGAACUCAAGCCUGAUCCCCCCAUAAACUUUUUGAGAGAGAAGGUGUUGAGCCUGCCUCUGCCUGAUCCCUUGAAGUAUUACCUGCUUUAUUACAGGGAGAAGUAAUUUCCUUCUCUUAGCAAGUGGGAAGUAGGCAGAAAAUCAAGUGCUCUAGGGCUUGACAAAUGUUACACCACUUGCUUGCCUGCUAAUACGACCACCCAAGGCAGUAGGCUAGCUGGGGAAUGUGGCUGCUGUAUACUUAAACAUUACAGCUUCUUUGAGUUUCUUCUUUCUUCUCAGUUGUGUGCUAUAGUUUUAUCCUACAGCAGGGGGGUUCCUUAGGAAGCGAGUUGGUGAAGUGCUCAGCUGCUUAUGGAAAGGAAGGUUGAAUUCCCUGGAACUAACUGCACAGAGAGGUUCUAAAAACCUCGUGGCUGCUCUCCUGAGUUGCAGCUUUUCAAUAUUAAGCGGUUCCCCAAAGACCUUUGCUGUCUGUGCUCUCUCCCACUAAACCCACCCUUUGUCUCCUGUGGUGUGUGUUUAAUGGAGGAUGAAGAUCGUGACUAAAAAAACUGCCCUGGCCAAUCUUGUUUCUUCCAGUAAGCUGAAAAAGCACAACUUUUACAGAAAGGAAAGAGUUUUUGGUCUUACCCUUGUGGCAUCCAGGUUUUAAAUGAGAAAGGAAAGCAUCAGCUCCCCUUAGGCUGGUGUCAGUUUUGCACAUAAACCAUAUAUAACUUCCCAGUAGAAGGAAACAAAAAUGUUUUACAGAAUAUUGGUUUUAUUCAUGGGAAACACCAGCUCUAGUGAAUUAGUUUGAGAAAUGCCAAGUUGGGGGUUUUGUUGGGUGGUUGGUUUGUUUUUUUAAAGCAACAGAGGCAAGUGGAGAAUUGCAAAGCUGCUGAGCUUUGGCAGGGUGCUGGGGUGGUCAGGGUUGUGACUGCUGUCUCUGGAGAGGUUUACAGAGCAGUUGUGAAUGGGGAAGAGAAGGAGACAGGAGAUGCAGAGCAGUGAGUUUGUGAAAACUGACUGUGAAAGCAGAAUCUGUGGAUUUUGCUGUUGUGUGAGAGCUUGUGUGUGCUGGGCUGAAGGGAGGGAAGUGCAGCCUGCCAGCCUGAGCAGGGUGCCUCGUGUCCUGGUAAAUCAGGCAAAUGGAGUUUUGUGGAGGGGGUGUAGAGCCUGAAAACAGUCCAGAAAGCCAAACUGCUGCAGUUCCUGGCUGUGCCUGUGUGUGUGUCCCUGCUGUGGCAAGGUGGCUGGAACACAGCAUGUGCACACACAGUCCAUGCAGCGUGGGUGGAAUGAAGCUGUUCGACUUGGUAGGUUAUUUUAUACAGUGAAGUAGCUGUUUGAACAGGCUCACACAGAAGGACUUUACCCACUGCAGUUCUGUGGGUGGCAACUGUUAUUUAUAUUCCCAAGUCUUCCUGUAAUGGUGAUGGAAGGAGACAGAAGGGGAAAGUUUACUUGGUUCAGCCUAUUUGAAAACAAUCUGACUAAACUGGUGCAGGAUGGAGAGAAACCCUUGAGCUUGUAUUGGUGUGAAAUAAACUGGAGGGAGGUGAAACCCCCUCAGUAAGUAACGAAGCUGUGUUAAGGCACUGCCCCAUCAGAAGCAACUCCAGUUGGUAUCACUUUGAUAUCUUUGUUUUUUUCAGCUGUCUCCUCGUUUUCUGAGGAGGGAUGAGUCAAGUCUUGACAAAACCACCCUGGGUUUGCAGUUAAUGGUACUAAUGCUGAAGAGUGUUUUGGAGUUUUGUGCAGUUUGAAAUGAAUGGGUAGCCCUUGGAUGUGUAAGCCUAAGGUGGAGAGCUUUUCCUUGCUUAAUAGACUAUGUUUCUUUGAAAAUAUUGGCUGCUAAUACAGUGUCAUGUGGCUAUUGGAACACAGCCCUAGGCUGUGGCUUGCCUCUGGUUUCAUAACUAGUUUAAUUGGUGCCCCAAGCUCUCUUGCUCCCUCAGAUUUUGGCUUUCUUUAAAAUGGGGCAGUUCUGUUGCCACUGAGCUGAUGGUUUCCUGCAAACAUGCAAGUACCCAUGAAUUCCUACCAGUGAAAAUCCUGGUGAUGGUGGUAAACAGAGGCUUCCCAGAAGCUACAUGUGGUAUCUGUGCUUCACCAAAGGCUGUUGCCUCUGUGCCCAUUAAAACAUUUCAGCUGUCACACCAGGCACGUGCCUUUCUGCAUUGGGGCACAAUUCCCACUCUCCUACAUACUACAGGGUGCCUCCUACUUUUGGCUACUAGGUCAUCCUUCAGGUAAUAACAAAGCUUACAGAAGUUGCUUUCAAAAUGACAUUUAACAUGAGCUUCAAUGACAUUACUGAGCCUUGCUGAGGUUUAGUUCAAGCUGACCAGUUGAGGGAGACUUACCUUUCAUUUAUCCCUGUUUGAUGGUUUUGAUCCCCACUUUUCAAAGAGAUUUUACCAGGUUUUUCACCAGAUCUGCCUUUUUUUCUUACAUUUGCUAGAUCUUUGUAGCUUUCUAGAAGAUGCAUAAAAUACUGCUGGUUUUUUUGCCUGGAUAUGGUUGAAUAAAUAAAUGUAUGCACAGGAGAUUUCUCUUCUAGGUUAUCAGAUCAUCCCCUCAUCCAAAAACCCACAGAUCCAAACAAACACAUGGUGGAAAUGUCCUGUGGAAUGUGACUGUGGAAUAGUAUUGCUUCCAGCCUGUGAAUGAAGGGGAACUGUAACUCCAUUUUCCCUGUGCACAAGCAUCUCUGCUACAGUCAUUGUAGUGUAACUGUUGUUUUAUGGAUGGUCUCUGAGCUGUCUGGGGGGUUUUACCUGUGUUGUUUCCUUUUGUAUUCUCAGCAGUCUUCACUUUUCAUUGUCUCUGGAUCCCUUUUAGGUUUGGAUACCUGCAGUGAGUUUGCAAAAAGGAAAUGAACUUCAAGCUGCUUUAACCCUUGGUGUGUAAGCUGAAAGAUGGCUGUGUAGAAACUAGAGUUCAAUUGGCCUGAGGCAUGCAAAAGUGUUACUCUCAGUUUGAACUUGAUUAAUAAGUGUUUCUGUAUCAAUAAAUUCAGUAAAGACUUUUUAGCCUUCUUA